Oppiella nova is the source of this 1184-nucleotide messenger RNA. Lineage: Eukaryota; Metazoa; Arthropoda; Arachnida; Sarcoptiformes; Oppiidae. The record is from the annotation of a GenBank genome assembly.
UGAAUACUCAAUUCAAAGACAAUUUAAUACAUAUUUUUAAAAAGCCUUCAAAUCUCUUAUUUUUAAACUUGAAGUUAUUUUGUGAUUCCGUUUCACAUUAUAUUCAAGAAAUGGACAAAAGAGACAAUUUAUCGGUUGUUAUCCACAAAAAGGAAGACUUGCGAGUGGAGCAAACAGAAUUGCCAACUGAGCCUGGUCCAUAUGAGGUACAGUUGGCCUCAAAUACAGUGGGAAUCUGUGGUUCAGACGUACACUUCUGGAAAGACGGGUGUAUUGACAAGUGGGUCAUUAACGAGCCUAUAGUGACCGGACAUGAAUCCAGUGCUACUGUCAUCAAAGUUGGUCCUAAUGUCAAGAAUCUCAAAGUGGGAGACAGAGUGUCAGUGGAGCCGGGAGUGGGCUGUAUGUCCUGUCAGGUGUGCAAAGACGGCUUCUAUAACUUGUGUCCCGAUGUCCUCUUCCAUGCCGUUCCUCCCACUGGAGGUUCACUACGAAGAUAUUAUAAUCACAGCUCAGCCUUUUGUCACAAACUUCCCGAUAAUAUGAGUUACGCUGAGGGGGCUCUCAUGGAGCCAUUGGCUGUGGCUGUCUAUGCCUGCAAAAGAGCGGGCAUUACUGAAGGCUCGGGACAAAAAGUUAUGGUUACCGGUGCCGGACCAGUGGGUCUACUGACAGCUAUGGCUGCUAAAGCAUUGGGCGCUCAAGACGUUUGCAUUUUGGACAUCAAUGAGAAUCGACUGAAAUUUGCCCAACAAAUGGGUAUUGCGAAGACACUACUGAUUAACAUGAAACUGGACACCGAAGCCCUGGCCACUGAAGUGGUCGACCUAUUAGGCGGUAGUCCUACCAUAACCCUGGAGUGCAGUGGCGCCGAGUCUUCGCUCAAUUUAGCCAUUUAUGUGACACAAGACGGCGGAAACGUAGUGAUGGUUGGCCUCAAUCACCGCAAAGUGACGGUCUUCCUGUCCUCGGCGGCCUGUCGUGAGGUGAACCUACUGGGCAUCAAACGCUACCGACACAGCUUCCCACUCGCCAUAUAUCUGGUCUCUUCGGGCAAACUGGAUGUCAAACCACUCAUUACUCAUACAUAUCGUAUCGAAGAGGCGGUGCAGGCCUUCGAAACGGCCAGUUCUCAGACGUCCGGCGCUAUUAAAGUGCAAAUCGAGUGCUUUGAAAGGCCGUAG